Molecule: messenger RNA, 6192 nt
Organism: Stylophora pistillata
Lineage: Eukaryota; Metazoa; Cnidaria; Anthozoa; Scleractinia; Pocilloporidae
Product: androglobin
Biological process (GO): proteolysis
Molecular function (GO): oxygen binding; protein binding; heme binding
Source: RefSeq, a predicted model, not a curated record
UCAUUUAGCGAGAGAACGCCUUUGUGCAGAAACUGAGGUCUCAUCGGGAUUUCACACACGUAUAAUGAACUAAUUUCACAGCUUUUUUUUAGCUCACGAUCGCUGUUCCAUGACUAAAACAACGCAAGAAAUCCGAGUAUGGUCUUAAGUGCCACUGCGACUUGUUUCCUGAAUGCAAUGUGGCACUGGUAACGUUUUGUGACGUUCGACACUAAUUAUAGGUUGUGCUGUUGAGGUAUUAGGUUCCCAAAGUAAGAGCUCUUCUGGAUGGUUUCCAUGAGAACAGUAGUAAAAUGAAAUUAGACAAAAAGAUCAUCCUAUUUGCGUGCGAUCGUAAGGCAAUUUGGCACGUUAACAAGUACGUGCUGUCAACCCUACGCAAUGUGAUAUUACGCUUGCAAACAAGCUUGUUUCUUGUUGUGAUAGCAAUAAGUUAAUGUGGAGUCGCUGCAUGGCUCCCUCCAAAAUUUCGUGAAAGAUGAGUACGAGAGGAUCCCAGUGGAAGGAUUUAAGACUCGCAACGGUCUCCUCCGCCAAGUUUAGGCAAUCAGUGGCACCUAGUGUAGUAGGAUCACUAAAUGAAAAAGAUGAAAAAAACAAAAAGGCCAAACUGCCCAUUGUUAUCUGGCCUGAGUGGACAGAACAAGACAUUGGCCAAGAAAAAUGGGACACAUCACACAAAGCGAAAGAAAAAGAAAAGGGCAAAAGUCCAAAUCUGCAUCCUUAUGAAGAUCCUGAAGGAAGAAUAGAUUUACCAUCUUCAAUUAAGUCUUUUGUGGAUCACUGGAAGAAACCUGUCGAGUUUAUGCUGGAAAAGUCACCAGUUGUGGUUGAUCCAAAAAGUUUGACAGAAGAGAUAGAUUUGCUUUCAGUAAAUGAUCAUUUGACGAAUAGUGAGCUGCUUCGAUGUAUUAUAGGCCAGGUGAUGUGCUUAUGGAAACUUCACCUCAAAGUAGAACCGAUAGAGACUGUAAAAGGUUCUAAAGAUACCAAGGAGAGCAACAAAGGUGAUAAAGACAGGGACAAGGAGAAAGACAAAGAAAGAGGAGAGAAAGACAAAGAUGCUCUGCUAGAAGACAACACGUGGAAACCGUGGAAUCACAUCUGGCCAAAAGAAAAAACUAAAGGGAGUUCCCUUCCUGUUUAUAACCCAGGAGGAAAGUACUGUGUUAGAAUAUUUUGGAUGGGUACAUGGCGGAAAGUAACAGUUGAUGACUGGAUGCCAUUUGAUGAGGAUGGCAAACUUAUGUUACCUGCCUCACCUAAUGAGCAUGAACUAUGGCCUAUGUUGCUGUCAAAAGCUCUCAUUAAAGUGGCUUCAUUAGAUUAUGCUGGUGGUUAUAAUGGCUGUGAGUUUGGUGACUUCACUGUGGUUCAUGCCCUAACAGGCUGGAUGCCAGAGAUCAUCCCACUGAGAUGUGGUCAUACCGGGGAAAUCUGGAAACUGCUACUCCAAACAUUGCCUCGCUGGAAACUUGAGAACACUCCACCACCAGAGGAAAAGAAACAACCUACCACAGAAUGCAGAAAAAAGGACGACAAAGAUAAAGAGAGAAAAUCUACAAAGUCUGAAAAAAGUCAAGUCCCUGAGAAAGCUGAGAGAGACAAGGAUAAGACAGAGAAAGACAAGGCCACUCCAGCUGCAAAUCUUGUUGAAGUACCAAAGGAACCAGAGUUUGUUAUUUUUGCCAGUUACUCCCAUCCGCCCAAUAUGCCAAUGAGACAUUCUGUUCUUAAAGAAAUGGCUGAUGCAUCUGAGAAACUGCGACAGUCUGGUCUGUCACAUAACCACCCGCACCCUGUCAUGCUAACAACAGUGAGGGACUGUCCCCUGGUUCCUCCUCCGCCUCCGGUUCAGAUCCCUCGAUGGAGGCUCAUUCGGCAGAAGAAGAAAAAGCAGCCUGUGGAGCCAGCACUGACUCCCCCGGAGCCUCCUAAGGAUCCACAGUUCUUGGAAGUUGUAUCUCCUUUUCUUAAUCACAAAGUCAGCCCCAUACCUGUCAGCAGAGCGAGGACCCCUGUUAGGUGGAUAAAAUAUCGUCCUGAGAAGCCGAUGGGUGAAAUACUUGAAGAAGGUGAUAAGGACGAUGGAAAAAAGACAGAGGGUGGGGAGGGAGGUGAAACGAAAGAAGGGCUCAAUGAAGAUGGUACUGCUGUUAAAGAGGACGAAAAAUCCAAGAGUUCAACUCCAAGACUAGAGACCGAUGAACUCAAACCAGAUCAAGAAGGCAAAGAGAGUCGCGAAAACCUUCGAGACCGUCCAAGUAUCAAGGAUUCUUCUAAAUUAAAAGAGAGAGAAAAAUCAGCAAAAAGUGAUAAAGGAGAGAAAGAUAAAUUGCUUAAAAGUCCUGACAAAAGUGAUAAAAGUAGAAGUGGCAGUAAGCUGAGUGUUGUGGACAAACCAGAGAGAACCAAGUCGGGUGGUCUGUCGCCCAAGGGAAGUCGAAGAAUGUCAAGGAUGGAAAAACCCGGAGAUAUGAUCAAAACGCCGCCUGAAACGAGGCGAAUUUCACGAGUUGAAAAAGGAGUUAAGGUAGAACUGGAAAGGGACUCGUCGCACAAAGUGGAGACUAUUCGCGAAGAUGAACUGCCCGUGCUUGAUUUGCCUGGUUCUCUUGCUGAUGGGGACAAAACGCCUGGCGAUGGCACUGAGGGAGAAACAAUUAAUGACAAAACUGAUGGAGAUAAGACCGAGGAUGGUGAGAAGGUUAAAGAAAACAACAACAAAGACAAGAAAAUCUGGAUGGAUUACGCUGACUUUUGCAAAUGUUUUAGGCAUUUAUAUAUAUUCCACAAACCUAACACGUACAAUUAUAGCAAAGGAAGUUCUGAAUUAAAGAAUGUUGCCAUGACCAGUCAUGUUGGUAAAAAGUCAGGUCUGAUGCCAACCUCGUCAGUCACAGCAACCACGCCUUCACCAGGCAAGGCCACAGCGCUCAGUCCGUCACCAUAUCAUGGUUCCUUUGGGGGACAAAGUCAAAAUCAAGACCCUCCCCCACCGUUCCUGUUUGUUGAUAGUCUGAAACUCGUCGAAAUUGUGGUAAGCUUCACUGCGUUCUCCAGGUGGCUUGAUCCACCGCAGCCCAUUAUCAGAGAAAGGGACAAGGAGAAGGAAAAGGAUUCUAAUAGCGUAGUAACAGAUCCUAGGGAAACAACUCAGUUUGAGGAGAAACCGGUACCACCCACCCCAGGCCUACUCGUUGCGGAGCCUUACUCUUGGAAGAGCCUGGUGACGGGUCAGCCAAUUCUGCGCAUCCGCACUUCAGGCACCAAGGCAGCCGUUCUUGUUCUUCCGCCAGGGCGUCACGUGUUGAGAUUUCUUGUCCAAGCCUGUCACGGUUAUCACGUGGAAAUGGCUUCACAGACGCCAUUUGUUUAUGGAGACGAAGACACAGUAAUGGCUUGUCUUACAAAGGAAAGCUGUCGUUUCCUGGAGCACGCCAUGAAUGUGUUUCAGUCUGUUGGCAGUCUUGUUGGGUCGUUCGCUGAUCCUCCUGCAGACAGAAAGUUCGACUUGGAUCUUGGACUUAAAGAUCAAACGAAAGACAUUCAAGAUAGGCAUUACAAGGUUUUCAUGAGGUGUCUUCUAAAGAGUGUCAGAUUCCAUCUGGCCGAUUCUUACGAUUUAGCCAUGCACUUUGCCUGGAAAGCUUUUCAGUUCCAAGCCUCUCUCUGUCUGCAUCAGCGAGUCGGCCGCAGGCCCUUGUCAGCAGGGGAGAUCACGAGGAUCGGCUCAAUGACAAAGAAGCAGACCAUCAAGAGCGCAGGCGCAGUACCUCCUACUUGGGUGGAUCGUACAUCAAACAGUGACGAGGAAGCCGCGGCAACUAAAAUCCAGGCCACUUUCAGGGGCUAUUUCCUUCGGAAACUGGCACGAGCUUACGUGAAAGGUACCGACGAGCACCAGAAAGCAUGGGAGCUUCUCUCCAAAGCUUGGGGUGUUAUCGAACCUAACUUGGAGAGCUUUGCCAUUCAGAUCUUCAGGUUAAUGUUCAAACGGGAUUCAGAAUUGUUCCCUUUGUUUCCUUUCUUCAAAGACGAGUGGAGUCGCGUGGCGUACUCUGAUUACCCAGGAGGGUAUCCCGAGCAACCACCUCAAUCUUGGUUUGUGGUUUUUAGGGAAGUGUUCUUCGUUGAUGAGCCAGUGCUCAUGGUCCCUAAACUGUACGUUACCUUACCGACAUGUUUAUUGCGGGUUGUAGACAAUGACUCUGGGGAAGAACUGACCAGGGUCUUUCAGAAAGUUGCACCCAAUAACCUGAAGAAGAAUAAGCGUGGUUACACUUUUGUGGCUGAAGCAAGAACGCCAAACGCCAUUCUCCCGGCGGGAAAGUUUCGUUUGCGCGUGAUCGGUUCCACAGAACCCUUACCCUACCCUGGACGAGAGGGAGUGAACAGUCACUUUGUCACCAGGGAGAUCAGGGAUUAUUAUAUUCCAAACAAAUACAACAUCAUUUUUAGGUACACAGUCAAGGUCCAAGAGGAUCACAUGGCGAGCUUGCAGCUGGGGACGUCCAAACCAGACGUGUACAUCAAGCUACAGAUUUUGGAUCAUGAACAGGAGGUAUGUAGCACGACCGGGAAGAGUCACGCAGUCAUCCCUGCUUUCACUUUUUACCGUGAUCGUACAGGCGAUGAAGAUGAAAAACAAAGACGAGGUUCGCGCCCUCCUACCUCGUCCCACCCCCGCUCGGCCAAGAGACCUUCGUCAGGAAGCCGCAAAGCAGUAGCAUCUCCCAUGCAAGGGAAGGGUGGUAAGAAGAGUGGAAAGGAGUCUAGUAACUCCUCACGGCCAGGAUCAUCGCAGAAAGGCUCUCGGGUUCUCCUUUGCGACGACUCCGAAGACAAAGAAGACGAAGAAACCGAAGAUACAGAGCCCGAAAUCAAGAUGCACAAGUACAUAAUUCAGGCCCAGGUACUACGCGACAGUUGGCCGUUGUCCAAGAGCGCUUGGGAAUUUGUUGCCAUGGUCAUGAGCCUCGACAGACUAGAUGUUGAAGUACCCGCGGAAAGCGCCCCACGGGGAGAUAAACUAUCUGCAAGUGUGUCCAAAGGUAAGAAAAGCAAGGAAGGUAAAGAAAGUCGCUCGAGUAAGGGACAGGCUGGAUCAAGACCAUCGUCACAGCAACAAUUCGACUCCAGCAAACCUAAUUGGACACUCAGGAUCGUUUCUGAUGCGAGUGCUGAGGAGAUUGAGGUCAAGAAGGACACAGAAAGGCAAGAUGAAAUAAAGGCCAUGAAGCUAGCUUGGGAAGCCGCUGAACCGGGCAGAGCUGCGAAGGCUCAACAAAGCCGUCAAAAGUUUUUGAACGAACAUAUGGUUAAAAUGGGAAAAGAAGCAAUCGAGGAAGAGACCGGCGAUGAGGAGCAACAAGAAGAGAAAGAUGUUACUGCUUCGAGUGAAAUACUGACAGUGACGUCACCGGUGCAGUCUGAGUCAGAUCAAGGAGAAUUGACCUUAGUGCCACCCCCCAAGGAGCCGGAUCAUAUUCUCCAGCCACUUUCUCAACCUAAGACCAUCAGGUCACGAGGCGGAGUUUCCGUGUUGUUGGAUGAGGAAGAAAUAGAAAGAAGGCUGCUGGAACGAAAGGAAAUACUGCAAGCUUUUAAAGCUCAGCGUAAAGAAGUUGAAAACAGACGAGAGCAGGAUAGACUGGACAGAAACGCUGCUAAAGAGAGACAGUUACAGGAAGCCGAAGAACUACAGGCCGCUACCGACAAAUGGCGGAGCGAGGUCAACCAGAAACGGGAAGCGUACAGACAAAAGUUCUUAGAGGCGGAGAAACAGAAGGAGGAAGCGCAAGCGGCUGAGGCAGCGAAAGAAAGAGAACGAUCUCCGUCACCGAGUAAGGGUCGAAAGAGUGCUUCUACUGCCAAAGGGGGAAGGAAAAGUGCUCCCAAAGGAAAGAAAAAAUGAGCAGUGUUGCUUAUUUGGGCUGUUAGAUUUUCCGUUUUGUACAAAGACAGUUGUAAACGUGUUCAUCAAAUACGCUCGUCUUAGCGCCUUUUGGAACGUGCCAAAUUCCCAAAUAAACACUUGUCAUGUUUCCUUUCUCCCGUUCGCGCGCUUCCAUUUUAAAAUGUUAUAUUUAUUCAAAUUCUGGAGCACAAUGUGCUGAAGAAUAACUAUUUUUGUAUAGAAGCAAAGUUUGUGUACAGGAGUCCGUGACUAAUUAAAAAAUCAUUCUCAAA